Messenger RNA from Cyprinodon tularosa, 1991 nucleotides. It is a transcript of the gene ift56, whose product is annotated as tetratricopeptide repeat domain 26. The record is from RefSeq and is a predicted model, not a curated record. Gene Ontology annotation, biological process: intraciliary anterograde transport; intraciliary transport involved in cilium assembly. Gene Ontology annotation, cellular component: ciliary basal body; ciliary base; intraciliary transport particle B. The coding region runs from base 220 to 1887 and encodes 555 amino acids. Lineage: Eukaryota; Metazoa; Chordata; Actinopteri; Cyprinodontiformes; Cyprinodontidae. Gene Ontology annotation, molecular function: protein binding; intraciliary transport particle B binding. The transcript is spliced from 18 exons.
AAUGCUGCUGAAGCUUAACCGUUAGCGAGCUAAAGCUACCAAAAUAUGCCCUCCUUAGUAAAUCUGUUGCAACUGAUUGCAUUUUUAGAAUGAUUUCGUAGGCUACUUUUUGUAGAAUUGAAGACAUUUUGUGUGAUUUCAUUUCAUGAUAUAACUUUAUAAGGUUCCAGGGAUCCAGAUAGGAGUGUUUUCUGUCGCCUUUAAAACAAACCAUCGGAAAUGAUCCUGUCCCGCGUGAAGCCGGCUGUGGGAGCAGAGACUGAGGGGAGCAUCGGUGAGAAGAAGAAGAAACAAACGGUUCCCAGUUUGGAGGAAUAUCUCCAGCAGAGGGACUACCUGGGAAGCUUAACAUUACUGGAGUUUCAGAGAAGCAUUGGAGAGAAAGAGGAGAAUACAGACCUUUGGAUUUGCUACUGUGCAUUUCACCUUGGGGAUUACAUGAGAGCCAUGGAGGAGUAUAAAUCUCUGACCCGGAGGCCGGAUUGUCCUGCAGAGGUCUGGGUCUAUCUGGGCUGUGCCCUGUUUUUUCUGGGGCUUUAUAAAGAAGCUGAGGAGGCUGCAUCAAAAGCGCCGAUGUCUCCACUCCAAAACCGGCUGCUGUUUCAUCUGGCCCACAAGUUUAACGACGAAAAAAGACUGAUGCGCUUCCACCAGAACCUGGAGGAUGUGACAGAGGACCAGCUGAGCCUGGCCUCCAUCCACUACAUGCGCUCGCACUACCAGGAGGCCAUAGACAUCUAUAAACGCCUUCUGCUGCAGAACAGAGAUUACCUGGCGCUUAAAGUCUACAUGGCUCUUUGUUACUACAAGCUGGACUACUAUGAUCUGUCUCAGGAGGUUCUGGCUGUUUACCUGCAGAACGUUCCGGAUUCAACCAUAGCGCUCAACCUGAAAGCCUGCAACUACUUCAGGCUUUACAACGGCAAGGAGGCUGAGGCUGAGCUGAAGAACCUUAUUGACAUCUCCUCCUGCUCCUCUGAGUUUGCGAAGGAGGUUAUCCAACACAACCUGGUGGUGUUCCGCGGUGGGGAGGGGGCGCUGCAGGUGCUGCCUCCUUUGAUCGACGUGAUUCCUGAGGCUAGACUCAACCUGGUCAUCUACUAUCUGAGACAAGAUGAUGUCCAGGAAGCUUACAACCUCAUCAAAGAUGUGGUUCCCAACACAACUCAGGUAUAUAUUUUGAAAGGAGUGGUGAAUGCUGCCGUGGGACAAAAAAUCGGAUCGAGGGAUCACCUGAAAGUGGCCCAGCAGUUUUUCCAGUUGGUGGGCGGCUCAGCUAGCGAGUGCGAUACUAUCCCUGGCAGACAGUGCAUGGCCUCCUGCUUUUUUCUCCUGAGACAGUUUGAGGAUGCUCUCGUCUAUCUCAACUCUGUCAAGAGUUACUUUUAUAACGACGAUACGUUCAACUUCAACUACGCCCAAGCCACAGUAGCGCAGGGACAGUACAAAGAGGCAGAGGAGUGUUUCCUGCUCAUUCAAGAUGAAAAUAUCAAGAAUGACUAUGUGUACCUUAGCUGGCUGGCUCGGUGCUACAUAAUGAACCAGAAGGGCCAGCUUGCCUGGGAGCUUUAUCUGAAAAUGGGCACCUCCUCAGAUUCCUUCAGUGUGCUGCAGCUGAUCGCCAACGACUGCUAUAAGAUGGGCCAGUUCUACUAUGCCGCCAAAGCAUUUGAUGCACUGGAGAAGCUGGACCCAGGCUCCUGUUACUGGGAGGGUAAAAGAGGCGCUUGUGUCGGUGUGUUUCAGCUCAUCGUGGCAAACAAGGAGCCCAGGGAGAAGCUUAAAGAAGUUUUGGCCCUCCUUCGAAAUUCAGGAAACCCUCAGGCUGAAUACAUUAUCCGAGUCCUGAGAAAGUGGGCCAAAGACAACAGAGUGCUCCUCUCGUGAGACGGAGAGGCGGCUAAGUGUGUCACAGGAAUGGAUCUACCCCACAACAAAUUAAACUGUCAUGUCCUAACAUUUACAAUAAAAUAUGCCUAUUUUUAAAUGCA